AAUGGAACAAUUAUAAAGAUAGCCAGCAAAAUAACUAUAUUUUACAACUGAGUUAUUUAAAAAUAAGUUCAUAACAGAAAAAGAAAAAAUUCAAUUAAAAGAAUUUAUUAUUGCUCAAGAUGAUUUCCUAACAUCAUAUUUUGAUUAAUAUGAAAGAAAUGAUAUCACAGAAUAAGAAUUGAGAGAAGUAUAUUUAUUAAUGUUAUUUAGAAAUUAAUCAAAUUAGUUAGAACAGAUUUCUUUAAAGAUUCUAAUUUUAAGCGAAAUUGA
Paramecium sonneborni is the source of this 270-nucleotide messenger RNA. Lineage: Eukaryota; Ciliophora; Oligohymenophorea; Peniculida; Parameciidae. The record is from the annotation of a GenBank genome assembly.